AUGUCUAAACAAUUACAAAGAUUGAUUAGAGUUUCAUCGGUUGGCUCUGGUAGUGGUAGUAUGAUCAGAUCUUCGCUAUCAUUGGUUAGCAGAUCAUUAUCAUCAUCAUCAACUAACAAUGUCAUGUCUUAUGGAAAUCAACAACAACAACAACAACAACAACGUAUUUCACUCAACAAACUAAAUGGUAACAACUUGCAAUAUUCGGUUCGUCAAUACUCCAGUGCUGCACCAAUUCAAUUCAAAUUGGCAGAUAUCGGUGAAGGUAUUGCAGAGUGUGAGAUCAUCAAUUGGCACUUCAAAGUCGGUGAUUCCAUCAAGGAGUUCGAUCACCUCUGUGAUGUCCAAUCUGACAAAGCUACUGUAGAGAUUACAAGUAGAUACGAUGGUGUCAUUUCAAAGUUAUAUUAUAAAGUAGGAGAUAUGGCAAAGGUAGGAUCACCAUUGGUCGAUAUCAUUCCAGAGGGAGGUGCCGCUGCUCCAGUUGCCUCUGCUCCAGUUGCAGCUGCAGCACCAACACCAUCAGCAUCAGCAUCAACUACUACAUCAUCAUCAUCAUCAUCAGAUCACGAACAUAAUAUUAUUACAGUCGGUGGAAAUCCAUUGAAAGUAUUGGCAACUCCAUCGGUUCGUCACUUGGCCAAGUUGAACAGUGUCAAAUUGAGUCAGGUCAGAGGUAACGGUAAGGAUGGUCGUGUUUUGAAGGAGGAUCUCUUGAAUUUCCUCAAUGGAAAUCAAACUGCUGUUGUUGCUGCCGCUCCAGCUGCUGCCACUACUCCAGCACCAACACCAGCUGCUACUGCUUCAUCACAAAAAGACAGAGAAACACGUAUUCCAAUCACUGGUAUCAAGAAGGUUAUGGUCAAGACCAUGAAUGCCGCUGCACUCGUACCACACUUUGGUUAUUGCGACGAAUAUCUAAUGGAUGGAUUGAUGCUUCUAAGACAACAAUUGAAGCCAAUGGCCGAGUCACGUGGAAUCAAAUUAAGUUAUCUUCCAUUCUUGAUCAAGGCAACUUCGCUUGCCCUCUUGAAAUAUCCAACAUUGAACUCAAGCAUGUCACCAAAUGAAACAGAAAUCAUUGUCAAGAAUUACCAUAAUAUCGGUGUUGCAAUGGAUACACCACAAGGUUUGUUGGUACCAAAUAUUAAGGGAGUUGAGAGCAAGUCGAUUUUCGAGAUCGCUCAAGAGUUGAAUAGAUUACAAAAGGUUGGAUUGGCAGGACAGCUUACACCAAACGAUAUGUCAGGCGGUACUUUCUCACUUUCAAACAUCGGUACUAUCGGAGGUACCUAUGCAUCGCCAGUUCUUCUCUUGCCAGAGGUUGCAAUCGGUGCCAUCGGUAAGAUUCAAAAGCUACCAAGAUUCGAUAAAAACAAUAAUGUAUAUCCAGUUCAUUUGAUGCAAAUCAGUUGGUCCGCAGAUCACCGUGUAAUCGAUGGUGCAACCAUGGCUAAUUUUUCCAAUCUCUUGAAAUCCUACAUUGAAACACCAAACACAAUGUUAUUGGAUACUAAAUAA
Molecule: messenger RNA, 1521 nt
Organism: Heterostelium album PN500
Lineage: Eukaryota; Evosea; Eumycetozoa; Acytosteliales; Acytosteliaceae
Gene: bkdC
Product: dihydrolipoyl transacylase
Exons: 3
Coding region: 1-1521 (506 amino acids)
Cellular component (GO): mitochondrion; cytoplasm
Molecular function (GO): acetyltransferase activity; lipoic acid binding
Source: RefSeq, a predicted model, not a curated record